Wyeomyia smithii (pitcher-plant mosquito) is the source of this 3646-nucleotide messenger RNA. RefSeq names its product homeobox protein SIX6. Gene Ontology annotation, biological process: regulation of transcription by RNA polymerase II. The record is from RefSeq and is a predicted model, not a curated record. Gene Ontology annotation, cellular component: nucleus; transcription regulator complex. The coding region runs from base 731 to 2173 and encodes 480 amino acids. The transcript has 5 exons. Gene Ontology annotation, molecular function: DNA-binding transcription factor activity, RNA polymerase II-specific; RNA polymerase II cis-regulatory region sequence-specific DNA binding. NCBI's taxonomy places the organism in Eukaryota, Metazoa, Arthropoda, Insecta, Diptera, Culicidae.
GAUAUCAGUAGCUUUACAAAAUCCAUACGCGCUAGAUGAUACACGCUGCUGCUGAGACGUGUCAAAAUAAAUACGCGCUAUUAGAGGGCUCGCGCGCGACUGCGACUACGGAGAUUUUCUUCUUUCUUUCAUGAUUCGAUCGCUAGUUGGCGCAAUUUUUGCGGGAGUGAAGAGUUUGUAGGACAGAGUGUUGGUUUUUCGAUCGUCGUCUUUCUUACGGCACGAGUCCAGUGGUAAAGUGACGACGGUGCCAACUUGCCGUCGCACAUGCAUGGGUGAAUCGAGUUUCGCGGUGAGCAUAAUUCGUUCGCGAGUGUUUUCCUGAACUAAUCCGGACAAUUUUGUGCGAUUCAAUGGUUCAAACGAGUGACGAUGAAAAGUAAUAGAUGUGUGUUUUGGUGAUUUAUUUUGUUUUGUUGGAAGAAAAUAUUACGCAAACAUGCAACUCAAAUUUGGUUUUAAGAGGUGAUUAGAGCAUAGCGACCAUCUCCUUGGAUUAACGUACUGUGAAAAGUGUGAAUUUCCGGUGGCCAUAAGUGUGAUAAUGUUGGUGACUGCGGAAGCGUGGCGUCGAAGAAGAUAAAAGAUAUGACGUAUUGCUAAUUUGAUGUAUUCUAGUUUAAAACCUCUGCUAACCAGUUUGUUGUCGCACAAGUUGCAGUAAAGGCGACACAAUUGGUCCAAAAUUGCACCAAACACAAACAAUCUGGCGGUGGUUAGACAACCAUCAAUGGCCGUUGGGCCACCGACGGGAGGAUCAGGAAAUCCUCCACAAGCACCAGUCCAGCCACAUCCGAUUCUAGCACCGAGCCCGUUAUUUGCCUUACCGACACUGAACUUUACUGCGUCGCAGGUUGCGACCGUUUGCGAGACACUGGAGGAAUCCGGCGACAUCGAGCGACUGGCGCGGUUCCUAUGGAGCCUCCCGGUAGCUCAUCCGAACGUUUCGGAACUAGACCGAUCGGAGGCAGUGCUGCGAGCGAGAGCUAUUGUCGCGUAUCACACGGGACACUUCAGGGAAUUAUACACGAUACUGGAGCGGCACAAGUUUACCAAAUCGUCGCACGGUAAAUUGCAGGCGAUGUGGCUAGAGGCACAUUAUCACGAGGCGGAAAAAUUACGCGGUCGACCGUUAGGUCCCGUCGAUAAGUAUCGCGUCCGGAAAAAAUUUCCGCUACCCCGGACAAUCUGGGACGGUGAACAGAAGACCCACUGCUUCAAAGAGCGAACGCGGAGCCUGCUGAGAGAGUGGUAUCUGCAGGAUCCGUACCCGAACCCGACCAAGAAGCGGGAACUGGCUCAGGCCACCGGUCUCACACCGACACAGGUGGGAAAUUGGUUUAAAAAUAGACGCCAACGGGAUCGAGCCGCAGCGGCGAAAAAUAGACACAACCAACCACCUCUAUCUGGUUCAGGGGCAACCUCAGUAACGCCACGUCGUGGGGAAGCGCCUCUAUCUCCAACGGACACUGAUUCGGACUCGGAUAUAUCCCUUGGAACUCAUUCGCCUAUCCCGAGUAUGUCGUUGCAGCACAGCCCCAGCUCUCUGCCUGGCUCUAGUGAAGAUCGUCUGAAUGACGAAAGGGAUCGAGAGAAAGAUUUCCGUAGUUUUGCCUCUCUGCACUCGUUCCGUUUUGGAGAUCAUCUGGCAGGCGGUUUCUUACCUGGCUCGUUCAAUAACAGAUUUAUGCCUUAUCGCCUCGGUGACAACUCGCCUCCGAUCAAUACUCACUCACCCCCAAUAGGCCUGACACAUCUUCCAAUCACUCCGACCGUACUUCGGCCGCAGCCUCAUUUACCAGCAUCGCUCUCCGUGACGGCACCGACGGCCACAACCACCUCGAUGAGUGAGUCCCCAAAUAGUAACAGCAGCGCCACCACCAGCUCUAUCAACAACGGUCCUAGCGGAUUAGCAGCGGCAGCAGCAGCCGCAGCGGCGGCAUCUGUAGCAGCCAAUGGUAAUACACCGCUGAUGGCACCAAUGUCACCACUCAGAAUACGGGUCAGUUCACCGACACGGCUCAAUUCGGACCUGCUGCAACACAGCGCGCACCAUCAGAGCCUCAUGAACGGCUUGAAUGCUAGUGGAAUCGUUCGGAUUGUUCCUAACACAACGACCAGUCUUCUUCACCGGCCAUUUUCACCGUCGCCCAAACCGAAGGAGGCAUCGUGAUAAAUUUCACCGUCGCACCUUUCGCCGGGUAAACGUUCCGAGUGCGGUAACCUUAGUAGUUGAUUAAUGUAAUAAAAAAAACCGAAAGGAAAAAACAGGGAGCGAGCGUGCUAAAACGGAGUUGGAACUAAAGCAAAUAAAUCUCCUAAAAGUUGUUACUAAAGCCAUAACGAUAAAGCAAAUUGUAUGCUUUUAAGUAAGACAUAUUUCUAUAUGAAAGCGCUGCUUUUGGUAAAUUAGAUUUACUUUAAAACUUUCGGAAAAAUCACGUCAUAUUUAUUUCACUUUUACGAUCGAUGCUACAUAAUGUAGCGAAAGAACUGAGGAAAAACACCCUGCCUAUGUAAACUGUAGUAAUGCUUCUAGUGUAUGCGUGCGUUGGGCGGUUCGAUACACUACCACGAUGAGCAGCCUGGGCCGCUCAUGCGUUAUAGUGCUCACGAACCGAACGAUGGCAGCACUGCAUUGACUGGAUGCAACAUUUCCCCGAUCGACGCUUCAUUUGUCGCAUCAGAUGGUCGCGCCACGAGAAGGGGAAAUUAUAAAUUUUCCUCACUCGCACGAGCACAAUUUGUUCGUAGUCAUUAAAGUAAUACCAUGAAGACUAUCCAAGUCGCAAAAAUCAAUAAUAUGAACGUGCACUAGUUUAAAUGUAGAAAAAAUUAUUUAAAUUAAAUUAAAACAGAAGAAAACUCUUGUACAUAACAAAAAGGUAAACAUUCGAAGCAAAUAUCGUAACAUUAAUUAUGACAACGGAUUUAAAACGCCGAUACAGGGGUAGCGUAUAAUGCACAGAAAGGGCGAACCAGCCACACAAAGAUGGAAACCUAAAACAAUACAAAACCACAUUCAAACGUAUGAAAAUGUUGAAAAUGAAUAUGGAGAUAGUAAAAUGGGAAUAAUUGACCUAAAGUAGUGCUAAUUACUCAUCGACUUUGUUCGUACCACCCGAAGAGACGCAUUAGGCAUUUCACUUUUCCACUUUUUAGUUCAUCACUUGGGUUCACUUCUCUGGGACAAAAGAAGGCCGCAGUUUUCAAGCUACAGCAACAGAACGCUUCGAUUGCACUCUGUCUGACAUGAACGUGAAUAUCGAAGCGGGCAUGAAAAGACAUUAAUUUAUAUGUGAACGAAAAGCAAGCAGCAACAGCUGAGCGAAAAAAAAUUCCAUUUGCAGGCAAAAAUCGGCUCGGACCUCAAGCAAGAAACGUAAACUAAAAGCACAGCAGUAGCGUGUAGGACAACAAUUAUAAGCAAGCACACUAAUAACAGAAAAUAGUUUUACAAGAGAUGAAAGCAACAGCUAGCACAAAACGCUUAGUGGAGAAGAUACUGCAUUGGUAAAACUAACUAGUACACACAAAAUGGUAUAAAGUGGAGAGGAAGUCGGACAAAUAUAUCUACAUAUAUUGUAAAUAAAUUGCUGCAAUCAAAUUAUAUUAAUUAUAACGGUAAUAAAUUAAUUAAACUGAA